AUGUGUAUGUCACUUUAUGAUACAUUAGUCAAUUGCUCGAUCCAAAAACAGCCAACAAUCAGAGAUAUUGAAGAUACAUUUAAUGGAAAUCUUUGCCGUUGUACCGGCUAUCGACCAAUAUUGGACGGUGCAAAAAAAUCAUUUGCUGAAAAGAACGUGAUGGAUGGCCUGAUAGUUGAUUUUCCCAAAGAAUUAGGAGCAGACUAUGUGCCAAAAGCAAUUUAUAUUAGAGGCACCAACAUCGAAUUUUAUCGUCCACUUACACUCGAUCAUCUCUUCGAAAUUCGAAAACAAUAUACAUAUGCCAAUCAAUUUUACUUCAUUGCUGGUAACACUGGAGAAAAUUUCGACCAUACUGUCCAUCAACAUCGUUAUCGAUGUCUUAUUCAUCUUACUCAAAUUCCAGAGCUACAGCUUCUAAUUGAACAAUCCAAUGGCCUUCUCAUUGGUUCAUGCAUUACACUUUCACAUUUUAAAUCUUAUCUAGAACAAGACCAAGAACAUCAACAGCUCUACAAAGUUCUUUAUGAACAACUUGAAUUUAAUGCUAGCCGACAAGUACAAAAUCAAGCGACCGUUGGAGGACACGUAUUAAAUCACAGUCGUAAACAUACAUCGGAUCUUUUGCCAAUACUCUACGUGUGUCAAACGAAAUUGAGGUUUAUUCAUUUAUUAAAUAAAGAUGAAAUUGAAAUUGAAAUCAAAGAUCUGAAUAAAACUGACAUAAAUGACUUACUGUUGAUCUCAGUAUUCAUUCCAUUUAUAAAUGCUGAUGAAUAUCUGCAAUCCUAUAAACAAGCUCAUCGACGUAAACACGAUACAGGAAUCGUAACGUGUGCAUUUCGAUUGAAAUUAGAUGGAAAUACCAGACGAAUUAUGUUGCUUCAAAUGGCAUUUGGUGGUUUUUACAAUGGUGUGAUUUGCAUACCGGAAAAAACAAUGAACUAUGUCAAUGGUAACGAUUUAGAAUGGACAAAAACUGAAAUUAUGCAAAAUGUAACGAGUCAGCUGCUGACAGAAAUACACUUGGAUCAACUUUCUGAUGGUGGAAGACAAGAAUAUCGGUGA
Molecule: messenger RNA, 1068 nt
Organism: Rotaria sp. Silwood2
Lineage: Eukaryota; Metazoa; Rotifera; Eurotatoria; Philodinida; Philodinidae
Source: the annotation of a GenBank genome assembly